UGAAUUGAAAGUCGAUUAUCCUCGUUAUCUCUGUGUCGUCGACAUCGACGGAUAGCUGAGCAGGACUCACUCGGCACCGAUUGCGACGAAUUUCAAUGUAAGCCGUCCCUCAGCGGCUUCCGACUCAGUGCGGAGAACAAUCGCCAACGCGCAGCGCAGCGCCAGCGGCCCCACGCGGGUCCAACAGAAUAGAGUGGAGGAGACGAACCUGUUGAGGAGGCUGUAGUCGGCAGUCGAGGAACGAGAAAUGGCAUACAGAAUCCUCCGUCGGCCAUGGAGGGCAAAGAAGCCUCUGUACUGGGGCAUGGUUCCCGAGCUGGCGGGUAUUAUCCCGCUGCUCGUCCUGUUCGGCGUCCAGCAGCCAGACGCCUUCCGGACUCUCUUCUGGCGCAUCGGGUUUGAGAACAAGCUCAACUCAAAUCCCAACAUGAUCCUCUACGCCUAUGCCAAUCACCAGCCGUUGCCGACCAUCCCCUUUGUCUGGUCUCAGACAUUAACGAGCUACAAUGUCGCCAUCUCCAUCGUCGCCCUCUUCAUUCUCCUGGCCAAGAUGAUUGCCACCAUCAUGCAGGUCUUCUAUCCGCUCUUCGGCACGAUCGUCGGCCUCUGCAUGACGGCGCUCUUCACCGUGAGCGUCUACGGCCAGGCCGGCCCCGACUACGCCGACUCACGAUACCCGAGCCCGGUGGCCUGGUACAUCCGGUACGGCUGCGGCAUCGCGGAGCCGUACAACGCAGGCAAGAGCUGCAUGAUGGCCAAGGGAACUUUUGCCGUGACCGUGUACAUGCUGUCCGUCUUCGUGGCCCAGUCGGCCUUCGCCAUCUGGGCGAUGCUCCCCAACAAGGAGCUCGACAUGAUGGAGGACUCGGACGACGACGACGACUACCAUGGCCCCAAGGACAAAGGCGUCGCGGUCGAGAUGCAGCCCACGCCGCCAAACCCGCAGGUCCCCUUCACGCCACGAACCCAGGCCUUCCACGCGCUGGAGAGGAAACUGCCGUUCCGGCACAGCUAGGCGCGGAGGGUAGACGGUUGAGGCGUUUUGUUUUAUGACAGGGCACCGGUGCUGUGAUCAAACCACUGCGCUGCUGGUUGGGGCAGACGUCGUCACCUCUGCAGGAAGUUAAAAACAAAUAUGGAAUACUCCCGGCGGUGAAUGGCUUGUACAAUUGCUCUCCCUCACUCAAUGGAUGAGCGGAUGCUUUCGUGGAUGGUUC
Parathielavia appendiculata is the source of this 1217-nucleotide messenger RNA. RefSeq lists its product as uncharacterized. The transcript is spliced from 3 exons. The coding region runs from base 248 to 1015 and encodes 255 amino acids. The record is from RefSeq and is a predicted model, not a curated record. Lineage: Eukaryota; Fungi; Ascomycota; Sordariomycetes; Sordariales; Chaetomiaceae.